Molecule: messenger RNA, 2106 nt
Organism: Acaulospora morrowiae
Lineage: Eukaryota; Fungi; Glomeromycota; Glomeromycetes; Diversisporales; Acaulosporaceae
Source: the annotation of a GenBank genome assembly
AUGAAUAACGAAUCAGAGUAUUUUGACGACUCUAUUCAACUUGCCGGAAAUCCAACACAUCAUUUAUCUACCGCAACGGCUCAGAUGAAUACCUUGUCCUCAGAUCAUUUUUCUUCCGCGUCUUUCAACCUUCUUAGCAAUGACGGAACAUUGGGAGGUAACUCUUCUGUCUCCGGAAACCAGGAAAUCUCUCAGAAAGGUGACCAGCAACCUUACAUCCAACAGUCAGCAUAUAACAUGACCAACAUCUCGUCUUCCCAUGAUCCUUUAUUUAAUCUGGGAGUUGUAACUGGGAGUGAUCUUUCUUCAGAAGAUUCAACUAAUGUCUCAAGUUCGGCGACUUCGUUAUCUAUCCCACGCCUUCCAACACCUGCUAUUGGUCUGUAUUCAAGUACAGGAUUUGAUAUAAUUGGAGUUUUGGCUCGAGUCGAUGCAAGGAGGAAACGACAAAUCACUAUUGGUCCUGUUGAUAUGAGUUGUUCAUUUUUAGUUGUGGAUGCUCGUAAAUUUGACUUCCCUAUCGUCUAUGCUAGUCACACAUUCGAAAGAUUAACCGGGUAUUCGUAUUCGGAAAUUAUUGGUCGUAACUGCCGGUUUUUGCAAGCUCCCGAUGGUCAUGUCGCACUUGGUUCAAGACGUCGUUUUACAGAUAACAGUUCUGUACAUCAUCUUAAAAAUCAAAUAAUGGACGGAAAAGAUUGUCAAAUAUCUAUUAUAAACUAUAAAAAGGGUGGGCAGCCAUUUCUUAAUUUGAUCACUGUUAUUCCCAUAACUUUGAGCGAUGAUGAUGAAGAGAUUAUUUAUUUUGUUGGCCUGCAAGUAGACUUGGUAGAGCAGCCGACUGCUAUUGCGGAGAGGAUGAAGGACGGAACAUAUGUUGUUAAUUAUUCGAUGAAUAUACAGCCAUACAUUCCUCCAUCUAAUGAACUAGCUAAAGAUCAAAGUCUUGAUUAUUUUCGUGAUGGUUCGUCAAGCGCUAUGCCAUUUCCAGCUUCUUCAGAGGUUUUUGAAUUAAUCGGUGGAAAUACGGACGUCGAAACCGUUAAAGCAUCAUGGAAUCGCAUGUUGUUAGAACAUUCGGUUGAUUUUAUUCAUGUUCUCUCUUUAAAGGGCUUAUUUCUUUAUUGUUCAGCUGCUUGUAGAAGGAUACUAGAAUAUGAUCCAGAUGAGCUUGUAGGAAGAAGUCUAUCAACAAUUUGUCACCCAAGUGAUAUAGUGUCUGUCAUGCGAGAACUAAAGGAAUGUUCAAAUAGUACAGAGGACAUAACUCUUGCGUAUCGCAUAAGGCGCAAGAAUUCUGGUUAUAUAUGGUUUGAAGCACAUGGAAAAUUACAUUUAGAAAAAGGGAAGGGACGAAAAUGUGUUAUCCUUUCAGCACGUGAAAGACCCGUAUAUAAACUUCAGCAGAAAUAUUUACAAAUCACCGAAGUGACUUAUGAACAAGAGUUCUGGUCAAAAUUAUCAGUAGAUGGUUUAUUUCUUUAUGUCUCCUCGACCUGUCAGAAUCUUUUAGGGUUGACAGCUGAAGAAUUAGUUGGAACUUCAUUAUAUUAUUAUGUUAGAUCCGAUCGUACAACCGAUAUCUCUAGGGCAUUGGCUCAAACAAAUAACGGAAUACCUAAUAACCUUAGAAAUCAGAUUCAAAAAAAGAAUGGACAGUAUAUAAAUGUUUUAUUGGCAUUUUAUCCGGGUGAUUCAAGUCAAACAAACAAUAAACCAUCAUUUAUAAUCUGCAAAAUAAAAGAAUCAUCAAAUUCUGAUCCAGAUCAACCUAGUUCGACCGGAAACCAAGGCGACGAGAACAUUUUCGAAGAAUUGAGUACAACUAAAGGUACCAGUUGGCAAUAUGAGUUGCAUCAAAUGAGAUUAGCGAAUAAAAGAUUACGCGAAGAAUUGGAUGCCAUCAAAAGUUCAAAAAAGAAAAGGAAGAAGCGUAUGACGUCGUCUUCAAACAAGAAUGGCGGAAAGGACCUGAUGGUCCAAAAACGCUGUGCAACUCUUGUGGUUUACGUACGUAAAUUUGCUGGAGGCUAUGCCAAGCAAAUGAGUAAAGGUGAUAGUGGAUCCCCGCCACCAACGCAAAAUAACGAAUCAAACGCGGCGUAA